Molecule: messenger RNA, 2050 nt
Organism: Pseudocercospora fijiensis CIRAD86
Lineage: Eukaryota; Fungi; Ascomycota; Dothideomycetes; Mycosphaerellales; Mycosphaerellaceae
Exons: 2
Coding region: 68-1831 (587 amino acids)
Molecular function (GO): Hsp90 protein binding
Source: RefSeq, a predicted model, not a curated record
CUCAAUUCCAACUCUCAGUCGCUGGUCAACGAUUCACACAUACUAACCUUGACUCACACCGACCAAUAUGGCAGAGGCGCUCAAGGCGGAGGGCAACAAGCUGUUCGCAGCGAAGGACUUUGAGGGCGCAGCUCAGAAGUUCUCGGAAGCCAUUGAAGCUGAUCCUAACAACCACGUCCUCUACUCGAAUAGAUCUGGCGCAUACGCUUCCCUCAAACAGUAUGAGUUGGCUCUCGCCGAUGCGACCAAGACAACAGAGAUCAAGCCUGACUGGAGUAAGGGCUGGGGUCGUAAGGGAGCAGCACUACAUGGGAUGGGAGAUCUGAUGGGCGCCGUGCAAGCGUUUGACGAGGCACUGAAGCUGGAUCCAAACAAUGCUCAGGCAAAGUCUGGUCGCGCAGCAGCUGAGCGCGCUAUUGAGGCAGAGGCGAGUCGCGAUGGCCUCGACCCAAGUGGAGGGCUGGGCAAUAUGUUCAAUGACCCAAAGCUGUUCGAAAAGCUCGCAAAGAAUCCCAAGACCUCGCAUCUGCUCAGCGACUCGCAAUUCAUGACUAAAUUGCAGAACCUGAAGAACAACCCACAAGGCAUGCAGCAGGAGAUGUUCUCCGACCCACGCUUCCUGCAAGUCAUGGGUGUGCUUCUCGGCAUAGAUAUGCAGAUGAACCCGACAGACGAUGCAGACCGCGAUGCAGCCAAGUUCCAGGCCGACCACGAUGCAAAGGUCGAGGAUGUCGAGAUGCCAGACGUGCGACCACAAUCAUCGAAGCCGGAACAGGCCCAGAAGGCUCCGGAACCGGAAGCUGAGCCGGAACCCGAAGAUGAAGAGGCGAUUGAGAAGAAGAAGCAGAAAGAGGCUGCCGAUAAAGAGAAGGCGCUGGGGACCGAGAUGUACAAGAAGAGGCAGUUCGACGAGGCAAUUGCCCAUUACACAAAGGCUUGGGAGACAUACAAGGACAUCACAUACCUUACCAACCUUGGUGCUGCGAACUUCGAGAAGGGUGACUACGACGCGUGUAUCGAGGCAUGCCAGAAGGCAGUCGACCACGGUCGUGAGGUCUUUGCCGAUUUCAAGAUCAUUGCCAAGGCUUACGGCCGCAUUGGAUCUGCCUACGAGAAGAAGGGCGAUCUUGCCAACGCUGUCGAGUUCUACCAGCGCUCUCUCACCGAACACCGAACCCCAGAUAUCCUUAGCAAGCUGCGAGCUGCGGAGAAGGCGAAGAUCAAGGCGGAGAAGGAUUCGUACAUCGACCCACAGAAGGCCGAAGAAGCACGAGAGCUUGGCAACCAGAAAUUCAAGGAGACUGAUUGGCCGGCAGCCGUGGAAGCUUACACGGAGAUGAUCAAGCGUGCUCCUGAAGAUCCACGAGGCUACUCGAACCGCGCUGCAUGUCUCAUCAAGCUUCUCACAUUCCCAAGCGCCGUCCAGGACUGCGAUGAAGCUAUCAAGCGGGACCCGAACUUCAUCCGUGCCUACCUCCGCAAGGCACAAGCACUCUUCGCCAUGAAGGAAUACAACAAGUGUCUUGACGUUUGCGCGGAGGCAAGUGCGCACGAUGCUGAUGGCAAGAACGCACGCGAAAUCGAGCAACAAAGCCAAAAGGCUUUGGAAGCACAAUUCUCUGCGCGGGAAGGUGAGACGGAGCAGCAAGCGCAAGAGCGUAUCCAGAGAGAUCCAGACAUCAUGGCCAUCCUGCAAGACCCAGUCAUGCAGAGCAUCCUGCAGCAAGCCAAGAAUGAUCCGGCGGCUCUGAACGACCACAUGCGCAACCCGGCCAUUCGCACCAAUAUCCAGAAGCUCAUUGCUGCUGGUGUGAUUAGGCUGGGAAGAUAGAGUGGGGAUGGAGGCGUGGGAAUUUGACCAAGGCAAGACAAUACGAUCAUCAUGUGUAUGUAUCAUAGCGCAUAGCGAAUAUGGGUUCGGCUUCGGCGUCGACAUAGCUGGAUGGGUAAUGUAAGAUACAAAAGUCCUGCAUCGAAAGGAUGACAGCUGUACUUCGUUUGCUAUCGGACAUGAUAGCAUGUCUGUAUGUUCAGUAAGCUUCAUCUCUCU